GAAACACAGACAAACCCACCGCAUUCCACGUAUUCUCUGACAUAAUAGCGCAUUGCAUUAACAACCAAUUUUUAAAAUUAUUAGAUCCCAAAUUUGGAACAUUUCCUAUUUUAUUUUCCAACUUCGAAUUCUCCGACGCCGUCAAACAGCUCCGCCGUCCUUCCCCUUCUGCCCUAAUUUUCAAAUCGAAAUUUGGGGGUUGUUUGGUGGUGGCGGCGCAUGGCGAACGGCGGAGAGGACGAUGGCGGUGGUAGGGCAGCGGGGCCGGAUUUCGAUCUUCCCGACGAGAUAUUAUCGGUGAUACCCACGGACCCCUACGACCAGCUGGAUCUGGCGCGUAAGAUCACGUCCUUGGCGAUCGCGUCGCGCGUCACCAAGCUCGAGACGGAGGCCGGUAGUCUCCGCCGGAAGCUUCACGAGAAGGACCGCCUAGUUCAGCAGCUGGAGGAUAAGGUCGCCCAACUCGACGGCGCCUAUCAGGACGCCGAGUUCCGAUUGAAAGUUACGCGCGAAGAUAAUAUGAAGCUGAUGCAGGAAAGAGAUUCGUUGGUUAUGACAGCAAAGAAGCUCAGUCGUGAUGUGGCGAAGCUAGAGACAUUUAAGAGGCAACUCCUGCAGUCAUUGAAUGAAGAAAAUGCACCAUCAGAAACUGUUGACAUUGGAACUUAUGACCAAUCAGCGCCCAAGGCUUACAUAACAAAUGAUGAUUCAAAUGGAUAUACGAAUCAUCAUUCUUAUGGUGGUGCUACCGACAACACAAGCACAAAUGAUGAAGUUUCUAUGCAAGCUGGGCAAAAGUUGUCCGUCGCACCCAAUAUAACUCCCCGUCUCACUCCUAGUGGAACUCCACACGUGAUUUCCACUAGUGUAUCCCCGAGAAGGUACUCAGCAGCUACCACUCCUCAGAAAACCUCUGGUGCUACUUCUCCUUCUGCAAACUACAAUGGAAGAGGAUCCUAUUCGUCUUGGUACCCUUCCAGCCAGCAGUCGUCAGCCGCCAACUCUCCUCCUCGAGGACGUCCACUGCCAGGCCGUACUCCUCGAAUUGAUGGUAAAGAGUUCUUCCGUCAAGCAAGGAGUCGGUUAUCACUUGAGCAAUUCAGCGCUUUUCUGGCAAAUAUAAAGGAAUUGAAUGCGCAAAGGCAGUCGCGGGAGGAGGCGCUGAGAAAAGCAGAAGAGAUAUUCGGGACAGACAAUAAGGAUCUGUAUAUCUCAUUUCAGGGGUUGCUAAACCGCAACCCGCACUAGAAAGGCGCAGUAUGCUAGUUGGUUCAUGCUCGAAUCGUUUUCCAUUUCCUCGUGGGGGAUGUGUCGUCCGAUUUUGACAGGUACCGCUGAUCCAGAUUAAACAAACCUUGUUUCUUCUAUUUUGUGCAAUGACACAUGGUAGUUGUAAAUAAUGGCAUUUUUGUUGGCUGCUGCUAUUUGAUGACAUUUUUCGUUCCCAUGCAUAAUGCUCCGAUUGGAAAUUGAUUCA
Messenger RNA from Salvia splendens (bonfire salvia), 1477 nucleotides. RefSeq lists its product as uncharacterized. Lineage: Eukaryota; Viridiplantae; Streptophyta; Magnoliopsida; Lamiales; Lamiaceae. The coding region runs from base 220 to 1248 and encodes 342 amino acids. The transcript has 8 exons. The record is from RefSeq and is a predicted model, not a curated record.